GCCAUAUAACUUUUUUUAAAAAAAAUUAUACGGGCAAAUAUGUCUUUUACGUCUUCUAUUCAUUUAAUUUUGUCUCAUUUCAUCCUUGUCAAAAGCCCUAAACCCCAUUGCUCCAUUUCGCAGCUUGUUUGAGAAAGAAAUGAGAAUGCAUAAACUGAAAGUUUUGGUAUCACUCAAUAAACCCUUUCGCAAAAAUGAAUCGAAGUUCCUCUAUUAUAGACAGUUUUCAGCUCAACCCAAUUACGCUGAUUAUCUGCAAGAACAGGUUCUCGUUGAAGGAAGGGCGAAAUCAAGAGCAGCUAUUCUCAAUAGACCAUCUGCUCUUAAUGCACUUACUCCUUCUAUGGUUGGUCGUUUAAGUAGAUUGUAUGAGUCUUGGGAGGACAACUCAGAUAUUGGAUUUGUCAUGAUGAAGGGUAAUGGCAGGGCAUUCUGCUCUGGAGCAGACGUAGUCACACUUUAUGAGUUGAUUAAAGAAGGGAAGGUUGAGGAAUGCAAGAAGUUCUUCCAGACAUUGUAUAAAUUUGUUUACCUGUUAGGAACCUAUCUCAAGCCAAAUGUGGCUAUUUUGGACGGCGUCACAAUGGGAAGUGGGGCGGGUAUUUCGCUUCCAGGAAUGUUUCGCGUUGUAACUGAUAGAACUGUUUAUUCUAAUCCUGAGGCACAAGUUGGUUUCCAUCCUGAUGCAGGGGCUUCUUAUUAUCUUUCUCGCCUUCCUGGCUACUUAGGGGAGUAUUUGGCUUUAACAGGGGGAAAGCUUAAUGGUGUAGAAAUGAUUGCUUGUGGUCUUGCUACCCACUAUUCACUCAAAGAAAGGCUUCCUUGGAUGGAAGAACGCCUUGGUAAACUGAUCACAGAUGAUCCGCUUGUCAUUGAAAGUUCGUUAGCUCAGUAUGGUGAUCUUGUUUACCCAGAUACGACGAGUGUUCUACACAAGUUUGAAAAGAUCGAUAAAUGCUUUAGCCAGGAUACAGUUGAGGAAAUUAUAGAAGCCUUGGAAAGAGAGGCAGCAGAAUCUCAUGAUGAAUGGUGUAAUACAGUUCUUAAUAAAAUAAAAGCAGCCUCUCCAUUGAGCUUGAAAGUGGCUUUGAAAUCAAUUAGAGAAGGCAGAUUUCAACCACUUGAUCAGUGCCUAGUCCGUGAAUAUCGCAUAUCAGAUAAUUGGGUGUCCAAAAAGGUGUCCGAUGAUUUCUGUGAGGGUGUCCGUGCUAGAUUGGUUGACAAGGACUUUGCUCCAAAGUGGGGUCCAGCACGGCUGGAGGAGGUUACCACAGACAUGGUUGACUGCUUCUUCAUCCCAUUAGAUGAAUUAGAACCCGAACUCAAUUUGGCCACUGCAAUACGAGAGCCUUCUAUGUGAUUCAUGUCCUGCUUUACUCUGCAUACGAGACAUUUUAUAUUCGGUUGGAUCCACCACAGUAAUGGGACUGCGGAAGACAUUCCAAUCAAGAUGUUGGGUAGCUUUCAUUCUCUUGGAGCAGACAUAAACGGCUGAACUGCUCUAAUGUCUGUUUAGGUACUAGAUGGUGGAAAAAGAAGAAAACGAUACAGCAAGCUGCAAAUGCUAAUUUCCCAUCUUUUUUUCACCCUUUGUUAGGUGUGUUUCUGAUGUUGAGAGACCUCUAAAGAAUUAAUUUUCAUGCAGAGGGUUCUCAGAUUUUGACUGGUUAGGGGUGUCCUUUGAUAGCUCUUGAGUGGACUCUACAUUAUGAAUAGAAUAUCUUGUGAAGCAAUAAAUUACCAAUACCAUGCAAUGGUAUCUUGAACAUUUUUGCA
Molecule: messenger RNA, 1776 nt
Organism: Capsicum annuum
Lineage: Eukaryota; Viridiplantae; Streptophyta; Magnoliopsida; Solanales; Solanaceae
Product: 3-hydroxyisobutyryl-CoA hydrolase-like protein 2, mitochondrial
Exons: 14
Coding region: 140-1360 (406 amino acids)
Biological process (GO): L-valine catabolic process
Molecular function (GO): 3-hydroxyisobutyryl-CoA hydrolase activity
Source: RefSeq, a predicted model, not a curated record